Messenger RNA from Fusarium redolens, 558 nucleotides. RefSeq lists its product as uncharacterized. Gene Ontology annotation, biological process: L-methylmalonyl-CoA metabolic process. The coding region runs from base 1 to 558 and encodes 185 amino acids. Lineage: Eukaryota; Fungi; Ascomycota; Sordariomycetes; Hypocreales; Nectriaceae. The record is from RefSeq and is a predicted model, not a curated record. The transcript is spliced from 3 exons. Gene Ontology annotation, molecular function: methylmalonyl-CoA epimerase activity.
AUGUCUCAGCUGCAACCAACAAACCGUCCAAUCAAUCAUAUAGCAAUUUCCUGCACUGAUAUCGAUGGACUCGUCAAAUGGUAUAAAAAUGUUCUCGGUUUCGAGGUUAUUAGCGAUAUCCAGCAUUGCAUCAAAACAAAAGACCCAACCCCAUUUGAGACAAUCUUCGUCUCAUACCCACCAUCACUCCAGGAGCUUAAAUUCGCCAUUCUCACAACUGGCAACGGCGUAUGUAUCGAAUGUUUUCAGUUUAUCGACCCGCCGCCAAAACCGCGAGAUGAGGAUUUUGAAUAUACCAGGGCUGGCGUUUUCCAUAUCUGUGUAACUGAUAGAAACCCCGAGAUACUGUUAAAGAAAAUUGUAGAUGAGGGUGGAAGGACGUUGGGAGGGUGGAUGGAUUAUUCAAGGUUUGGGCUCGAGGGACAUAAGGGGAUAUAUACACAGGACCCAUGGGGUAAUGUGGUUGAGAUUAUGAGUUUAAGUCUCGAGAGGGUUUCUUCAACUGGAACAGCGUUGAUGAAUGCUGCGAAGAUGCUUGCAAAGGGCAAGCUGGCAUGA